AUGUGGACAGAGUGGAUUGUAGCUGCUCUGUUAGUGGCAGCUGUAUGUGGCAUGCACGGAGAGACGAACACGGUCCUCAGAGUCACCAAAGACGUGCUGAGCAAUGCCAUUUCCGGCACCCUGCAGCAGAGCGAUGCCCUCCGCUCGGCCCUGAGAGAGGUGCCCGUGGGUGUCGGUGGAGUCCGCUACAAUGACUUCCACAUCCGAGACCCCCCCCCAAAGUAUACCAACGGCUACCAGCUGGGUGGCAAUUACAAGUACGGUCACAUCCAGACCAACGAAAACACGGCUCAGCUGGGCGGCAAGUACCGCUAUGGCGAGAUCCUGGAGUCCGAUGGCAGCGUCAGGGACCUCCGCAGUGGCAGUGACGUGGACACCUAUGGUGGGAGCAGGGGCCAUGGACGAUACCGCUCAGCGGAAGGCUCUGGCGUCGUGGGCAGGCUGCACCGGCGGGACCUGCGGCAGCAGCUGCGGCCCGGAGAGCUCCCCCCCGGGGUGGCCACAGGGGCACUGGGCCCCGGCGGCCUGCUGGGCACAGGUGGCAUUCUGGCCAACGAAGGCGUCUUGUCAGGCCAAGGGGGCCUGCUUGGUGGAGGCGGUCUCCUCGGUGACGGAGGACUUCUUGGAGGAGGGGGAGUCCUGGGUGUUCUCGGCGAGGGCGGCAUCCUCAGCACCGUGCAGGGCAUCACAGGGUUGCGCAUCGUGGAGCUGACACUCCCCCGCGUGUCGGUGCGGCUUUUGCCAGGCGUGGGUGUGUAUCUGAGUCUCUACACCCGUGUGGCCAUCAAUGGAAAGAGUCUUAUUGGCUUCCUGGACAUCGCGGUGGAGGUAAACAUCACAGCCAAGGUCCGGCUCACCAUGGACCGCACGGGCUACCCUAGGCUAGUCAUUGAGCGGUGUGACACCCUCCUGGGGGGCAUCAAGGUCAAGCUGCUUCGUGGGCUUCUCCCCAACCUCGUGGACAACUUAGUGAACAGAGUCUUGGCCAAUGUCCUCCCUGACUUGCUCUGUCCCAUUGUGGAUGUGGUGCUGGGACUUGUCAACGACCAGCUGGGUCUCGUGGACUCACUGAUUCCUCUGGGGAUACUGGGCAGUGUGCAGUACACCUUCUCCAGCCUUCCGCUUGUGACUGGAGAAUUCCUGGAGCUGGACCUCAAUACCCUAGUUGGAGAGGCUGGAGGGGAUCUCAUUGACUACCCCUUGGGGCGGCCAGCUGUGAACCCCAGGCAGAAGAUGCCAGAACUGCCACCCAUGGGUGACAACACCAACUCUCAGCUGGCCAUCUCUGCCAACUUCCUGGGCUCAGUACUGACGCUCCUGCAGAAGCAGGGGGCACUGAACAUCGACAUCACAGAUGGCACAUUUGAAGAGCUGCCUCCUCUCACCACUUCCACACUGGGAGCCCUGAUUCCCAAGGUGUUCCAGCAAUACCCUGAGUCCCGCCCACUCACCAUCAGGAUUCAGGUUCCCAACCCACCCACUGUGACGCUGCAGAAGGAUGAGGCAUUGGUGAAGGUAUUUGCCACCGCUGAGGUCACUGUGUCCCAGCCCAAUGAUGUAGAGACUACCAUCUGCCUCAUCGAUGUGGACACAGACCUCCUGGCCAUGUUCUCUGUGGAGGGAGAUAAGCUGAUGAUUGAUGCCAAGCUGGACAAGACCAACCUCAACCUUAGAACCUCAAAUGUGGGCAAUUUUGAUGUCGGCCUCAUGGAGAUGCUGGUGGGGAAGAUCUUUGACCUGGCAUUUAUGCCUGCUAUGAAUGCCAUGCUGGGCUCUGGUGUUCCACUCCCAAAAAUCCUCAACAUCGACUUCAGCAAUGCAGACAUCGACGUCUUGGAGGACCUCCUGGUGCUGAGCACCUGAGUGGAAAAGGCAGAGAUGCUGCUGCAGACCCGGAAGAAGCCAGAUCCAGUCCUGGAGACACUCAGCUGGCACAGUCUUAAGUCCUUUUUGCCCCCACCCCAGGGUCCUUCCCAGCCUGCCAGUCCUCUUCUCAACUCCCCUCAUCCCAAGAAAGGACCCAACCAUCAGACCCAUUGGCAACCGGCCCCAUUGAUGGUCCACCCCAUGGCCAGACCCCAGCAGGAGAAGGAGAUCUCAGGAGGACCGAAGCCUUUCGGACUGUGUGUGGUCUCCAAGCUGUGUAGUUCACACCUUUAAUAAAAACACCCAC
This is a messenger RNA of Erinaceus europaeus (western European hedgehog), 2173 nucleotides long. RefSeq names its product BPI fold containing family B member 4 (gene BPIFB4). The transcript is spliced from 16 exons. The record is from RefSeq and is a predicted model, not a curated record. Lineage: Eukaryota; Metazoa; Chordata; Mammalia; Eulipotyphla; Erinaceidae. Gene Ontology annotation, molecular function: lipid binding. The coding region runs from base 1 to 1863 and encodes 620 amino acids.